Molecule: messenger RNA, 717 nt
Organism: Fulvia fulva
Lineage: Eukaryota; Fungi; Ascomycota; Dothideomycetes; Mycosphaerellales; Mycosphaerellaceae
Exons: 1
Coding region: 1-717 (238 amino acids)
Source: RefSeq, a predicted model, not a curated record
AUGGCGAGAGACUCAACUACCCCCCGCUCGCCCGCAGAGUCCAAAAGCCGCAUCACCAAACCAACCCGCCGCCCAGCCGGCACACCAGCAGCAGCACAGGGACUCAACCUCCGAGCCCUAGCAAUGUCCAACAACGCCCUCCAGACUAGCAUAACCACUUCCACACCACCCAAAAGAAGCCCAACAAUCCGUAUCAACCCCCGCGCUCUCACUGGUCCCCAGAGCAAAAUCAGCACGAAUGAUUCGCCAGCUUCCCACUCGCGACCUACUACGCCCCCAAUCCAAAUCCCCUCCCACACAGACCCAACCUCCAUCUUCGACCCCAUGACCUCCCCACAACGCCGCAACGCAAUGCACCACUACCACCUGCACCCAGAGGAGCUGCCGGACCGGGAGACGUGGUUAGAUGCGCAUCAGGCGCCGAAGGAGAUCCGCGUGAUCUUCGACGAGGGAGUUUUCUUCAGGUCGGGGGCUUCGAGGGGGAACGCGGUGGAGGAGGUUGGGCCGCUUGAUGUUGGGGAUGGGAAGGGGGAUGUGCGGUCGGAGGGGUAUGGGUUGGAGGGAGGGUGGAGGGGUCAGGAAGUGCAGAUGGGGAGUGUGGAGGGGAGGGAGGCGAGUGUGGUGUUCGUGGGGGAGAAGAGGGAUUCGAGUGUUGUGUUUCUGGGCGAGAGGAGGGCUACGGCGAGGAGUGAUUGGAGUAUGGACAGUGCAGAUUGA